Messenger RNA from Tigriopus californicus, 1416 nucleotides. Its product is annotated as protein HEXIM1-like. Gene Ontology annotation, biological process: negative regulation of cyclin-dependent protein serine/threonine kinase activity; negative regulation of transcription by RNA polymerase II. Gene Ontology annotation, molecular function: cyclin-dependent protein serine/threonine kinase inhibitor activity; 7SK snRNA binding. The transcript is spliced from 2 exons. Gene Ontology annotation, cellular component: nucleoplasm; nucleus; cytoplasm. NCBI's taxonomy places the organism in Eukaryota, Metazoa, Arthropoda, Copepoda, Harpacticoida, Harpacticidae. The record is from RefSeq and is a predicted model, not a curated record. The coding region runs from base 184 to 1206 and encodes 340 amino acids.
UCAUAGAUUUGACGACGGCUCUGAAGACUCAAGAAGAAGAAGAGGCGACGACGACGUUGGCCAUCCAUCCAACGAUUUCUGCAGUCAGGUUAUAGCUUAACAGAUCGAAACAAGUCUGUUCGUGAAUCCCGGAUUGAGUGAAACUUGAGCCUUACAUUUUUCGACAGGAUCUGAUCCAGUUCGAUGGCCGAAGGUGACCAGGCAGUGGAACUGGUCGAUUCCCAGGAUCAUUCCGCGCUACACUCUGAGGACAGUCAAGAAUUAGCCCUGUUCGAUAUGAUGCCUCCACCUGAUCUCUUGUCAUCGCCUGUGGAUGAAAAUAGCUGGAAAAAGAAGCAUCACCGAAGAGCGAGGAAAGGUCGGAAGCGCCUGUCCACGGAUUUGUCUAGUCCCAAAAAGAUUGAAAUUGAUGAAAACACAAUCAAAUCCCCAGAAGGAGCUCGAAGCCAGCUUAAAUCACCUACCAAAGUUCCAAUGAGUUCGGUGGCUCGUUUGGGUGUCCCUCCCGGGUCCAAAAAGAAACGACCGGUCUAUUUGAGACCCACUAAUGGGCCCCUUUUAAACGCGCCUAAGAAUUCCACCCAAUUUAUUAUCGACGAUCACGAGAGUGAUGCCGAUCUCUACCUUGAAAAUCCGGGUCAAUCCGGACAUGGAGGAGUUGAAUCUCGGUCGACGCCAGCUCGUCGAGCCCCACCUUCACCCAAAGAAAAUGACCGAGAGAAUCUCUCACCCGAUGAUGACUCGUUUUGGGCGGCCUAUUCUGAGCGAGAUUUCCAAUCCGUCUAUGAGACUGCCCACCACGAAGAAGUCUCAAAGUGGGAUCGGAAGAAGCUCUGCGACGAGAUCUCCUCGUUGGAACGCCGCCAGAGGGAGCUGGUCAACAUCCUAGCCCGUGUGGAUCCCGAGAUCUAUGUUCAGAAACUUCAAACUGAAUUGUCAAAGCUCCAAGAGACCAAUCGUCGAUUGCGUCAAGAGCAAUCGGAACAGAAUCCGGCAUUACCGGAUAGUAGUUCCAUGACCUCGGGGGCAACCACUACCACCACCACACCUACUCCCCUACCAGGGGAGGAAGACGAUGAAGGCCAAGGCGGUUCCAAUUCUGCGCGGGAAGAGAGUUCAACGAUAGAUGCCACUUCGCCCGUGAAUGGCUUGAAUGUCGGGCAAGCCGAUGUCGAAAUGCCCCAAUCACCCGUGCGCGAUGGGUGAAUUAGCGGGUACCGCCAUUGAGCAUUUCGUUUCCAAGUACAAAUGUCUUGUCCAUACCACCCAUCCACCCUGUUUAAAUAUUAUGGCGAAUGAGAUUUAUUCCAUUCGAUCUCUCUCCCUCCUCACGAUUGAUAAAUGAAAAUAUGAAAAUCCUUAGCUAGCGUGGCCAUCUAGUCGAGACCCAAGCCAAUAAAUGAAAAAAAAAUACCA